GGGCCUUAACAUGUGAGCCCAUCCCUUGCCUAUCAACCCCUCAAACCAACAACUUGAUGUUCUCUCGGUCCACAACUACCGCAGACAAGCUUGCACGUCCUACAUGGAGAGCAAGGUUGGCACCAUCUCAUUCCUUAAGAUGCCCUCCGUGCAAAAACAGCGGUGGGACGAGCACGCCUGGUACGUAUUAGUGAUGCAGUUCGACCUCUCCAAAGCGCCAGACGACGACCUGACGCGUGAUGAGCUUGUCCGGUGGGUUGUCGAGAAUCGCGGGCUCAAGGAAGUGGACAUCCCGCGGCCAACAGGUCUGUUGAAUGAGAUACCGCUGUUCCUGCAUCCGCAUGAGGCGAUCCCGAGAUUCGGGAGCAAGCUGUGGUGCGGGCACGAAGGACGGCUGAGUUUUCAAUGGUCGAGACCUUCUAUCAGCGCGUCAUUAAGUUGCCCGUGUGGGUGAUGGAUGGUGAAAAGCCCAUCGUCGAGCACUAUGUGAGGGAGUUCUUGGCGGUUGCGGACGGGAUUAUGGGAGGCUCAUUUACGGUAACGAUCAAGGAGGUUCGCAAAACUGGCGGCAACAACCUCAUUCAAGCCAGGUUAUAGUUGGGUACGGUUGAAGCACACGAG
Messenger RNA from Pseudomassariella vexata, 621 nucleotides. RefSeq lists its product as uncharacterized. NCBI's taxonomy places the organism in Eukaryota, Fungi, Ascomycota, Sordariomycetes, Amphisphaeriales, Pseudomassariaceae. The transcript has a single exon. The record is from RefSeq and is a predicted model, not a curated record. The coding region runs from base 104 to 454 and encodes 116 amino acids.